Molecule: messenger RNA, 1896 nt
Organism: Brassicogethes aeneus
Lineage: Eukaryota; Metazoa; Arthropoda; Insecta; Coleoptera; Nitidulidae
Source: the annotation of a GenBank genome assembly
UUUUGGUGUUUUUAUAUUGUGACUUGGAUUUUUUAAUAUUGUGAAUUAAAAUGACUGGAAGACUUUCCAGAAAACUUUCUCCAUCCCUUAUAAAUGUAGCACGAAGGGCAUAUUCUACAUCCAAUGAUGUACCUCAUUCUACGGAGAGGAAUUAUUCUACAGAAAGGCCUUAUUCUACAUCUGUAGGUUUAGCAGAAAUGUUCGAAGAUGAUACGGUUUUUGAAAGAACUGUGGAGCGGGUGGAUUCCAUUAAACCAUAUUCCGAAAUUCCAGGACCAAAGGAAUUACCCAUAUUGGGUAAUUCAUGGAGAUUUGCUCCUCUUAUUGGGCAUUACAAAAUACACGAGCUGGAUAAAGUGAUGUGGUCGUUGAGAAAAGAAUAUGGAAGGAUUGUAAAGGUGGGCGGUCUGAUUGGUCAUCCAGAUCUUCUGUUUGUUUUUAACGGUGACGAUAUUCAAAAAGUGUUCAGAAGAGAAGAAGCUAUGCCUCAUAGACCCCCCAUGCCCUCCUUGCAUUAUUACAAACAGCACUUGCAGAAGGAUUUUUUUAAAGGAAACGAGGGUGUAAUUGGAGUACACGGUCCAAAAUGGGACAAUUUUAGGAAACAAGUUCAGCAAAUUUUGUUGCCUCCAGCCACUGCCAAAAAGUAUAUUGAACCCUUAGAUAUAAUUGCAGGAGAGUUUUUAGACAGAAUGGAAAAUAUGCUGGAUUAUGAAAGAGAAUUGCCUGAAAAUUUCUUGUCUGAAAUAUACAAAUGGGCCUUGGAAUCUGUAGCCAGAGUUUCCCUAAACACAAGACUGGGUUGCUUGGAACCCAAUUUGGACAGCAACUCUGAAUCGCAAAGAAUAAUUGAUUCCAUAAACACGUUCUUUUGGAAUGUAGCCGAAGUCGAAUUGAAAAUGCCAGUUUGGAGGGUUUACAAGAAUAAGUCUUUCAGAAAAUACAUUGGAGCUUUGGAGGAUUUCAGAACCAUGUGUCUUAAAUAUAUUACGCAAAAUAUGGAAAAAAUGGAAAACAAAAACUAUGACAACAUUAAAGAGGAAGAUAUUUCAAUAGUGGAGAGAAUUUUGAGAAAAACUGGAAAUCCAAAGUUAGCUGCAGUACUUGCUCUAGAUUUAUUAUUGGUUGGAGUAGAUACUACCUCUAUAGCUUUGGCAUCCACGAUAUACCAACUAUCGCAAAACCCUGAACAACAAGAAAGGUUAUUUAGGGAACUAGAACAAGUCUUGCCAACGAAAGAUUCCAAAGUAGACCAAAAAGUGCAAGAGAAUAUACCAUAUCUAAAAGCUUGCAUAAAAGAGACUUUAAGAAUGUACCCAGUUAUCAUAGGAAACGGCCGAAACCUCCAAUCAGAUACAAUCCUAGCAGGUUACAAAGUACCAAAAGGCACUCACGUAAUUUUCCCUCAUUUGGUUGUAAGUAAUACCGAGGAUUACAUCACUGAACCGAGCAAAUUUAUGCCUGAAAGAUGGCUGAAAUCCUGUGCAACAGGUUGUCCAGUCCAUGGCAAAAAAAUACAUCCUUUUGUAUCCCUACCUUUUGGUUACGGUAGGAGAUCUUGUUUAGGGAGAAGAUUUGCAGAGACAGAAUUAAAUAUUAUGCUAGCAAAAAUUUUUAGGAAAUACAAAGUUGAAUAUAAAUACGGGCCCCUAACCUACAAAAUAACUCCGACUUACGUUCCCGAGCAGCCUCUCAAGUUUAAACUAACUGAAAGAAGUUAGCUUAUUAGUUAUAUACACCAAACAGCAUUAAUUAAUUAGUUUUAAGGUCAUUAUUACCAUCACACUCACACCAUAUAUUAAUUGGUACCUGAUUUGUAAAAUGUUUCACCUUAGAUUAAGAAUUACAUUUUUGUUAUUUAGGUUUAAAAUGAUUUAAUAAAUAUUAUUUUAUGUA